Molecule: messenger RNA, 243 nt
Organism: Eruca vesicaria subsp. sativa (arugula)
Lineage: Eukaryota; Viridiplantae; Streptophyta; Magnoliopsida; Brassicales; Brassicaceae
Source: the annotation of a GenBank genome assembly
AUGUUUCCGUGUAACCUAGACCAGCCGCUUGUUGCUAGGAGGCUGGCUGGGAUGAAUAUAAGCCUCGAGAUUCCAAGGAAUGAGCUAGACGGGUCGUUCACUAGUGCUUCUGUGGCAGAGACAAUCAGAGUGGUUGUUGUGGAGGAAGAAGGAAAGAUCUACAGAGACAAUGCUGAAUCAAUGCAAAAGAAAGUAUUCGGUUGCAAGAUCAUCAGUAUGUUGAUGGUUUUAUCAAGUUCCUAA